AUGGACUCUGAUACAGAUGUAGGCUCACUGCCUAGCAAGCUUGGCCCUUUCAAGCUUGAUUUAAGGUCCUCUUCCAAAUGUACAACAUCUGAGGAUGAGCAAGCACCAGAUGAGACUGUCAGGCCCAUGGAAAUGACCGCAUCAUUGACACCAGUCUAUGAGGGAGCAAACGACCAGGCCUUGAGUUCUACCUCACAACUUCCAUCCGAAUUACUUCCGCGUGCAACCUAUCAACCCGGAUCUGCACAGCCAUUCAGAAUUAGCCAGACCUCAGCCAGUUGCAACAAACACCCUAAAAGUCAUUGUUUCCAUGAGAGCCUGGAUAAUGCCAACAUUCUGAGUUUCCAAGCAAUGGAUCAACGACAGGAUCCUCGAGGCGCAACAUCAUCGCUGGGACCAAAAUACCGCCGCGAACAGCGUGUCACCCCUCCUUGUUCUCCGCAUCGCACCAGGUCGACUCAUAGAGCAGGUUCGACGCCGACUCCGAUCCGUGGUGAUUUCAUCGAGGUUUCCAGUCCUGCCAAUAUCCCAUCACCUCCUCCUCAGCCUGAUGAGACGUCUGCCCAUGAUGUCACCCUACAUUUGAGUCUGACCGAGUCUCAAAUGGAUCGACUUACCGAAGUAAUCUCUCGCCCGAACUCUCCCCAUAAAGGAAGCCGAAGGGGCAGAGACACAGGUGCCGCCAAGGAAGGGCUUCAACGUUCUCACAUCCGCGCCUUCAGCGAGGACGAGAUAUUGACAACUCCACCCUUGGUGCGCUCUCAGAGAGAUAUUCUAGACAGUUUGGCUAGGAAAAAUGCGAGCACCCGGAGCCGAAGUCACUUUAGGUACAAUGAGCAACAUGCUCCCAGCACCAGGCAGCAUGAUAUAUCGGCUUCUUUCGCCGACCGAGCUGCAAGCUCACGCUCAAGAUCCCCUGCCAAGUAUUUCACUCGGACGGAAAAGGAAGAUCUUGCCAAGGAUGGAUAUUCUCAAUACACGGCGAGCUCCAUCGCCCAGCGUCGAGGUGUACCACAUCCAUUGGUUGAUACCAGGGCCGCUCAGCAAAAGGGGAGCCCCUCGCAUCGCCAAACCCCAAUUGAGAUCAUGCGCCAUGAUGACAGCUCUACAUAUGAGCGAUCUUGGCAGACGAUAACUCACACGAGUCGAGACGACUCUCCAUCGCGGGUAAAUUUCCAAGAGCAUCCGCCGUCCUCUAUCUACUCCGUCUUCGACGAAGAGGGUGACUACGACGAGGAUGGAUCAAUGACACAUCUCACACCCUUACCCGAGCAGAAUGCUGCAGGGGCCAUGGCGGAAGCCGACCUACUGCGUUCCCUGGCCGAGUACGAGACUCUUUACAGCAGAAGCGGCCUCUCCCAGCAGCCACAGGCGCAAAGGCCCUGCGACCCGAAACUGCUGUCCACCAAGACGGGCAUCGGCCAGAUUGAACACUACCCUCGCAUAUACUCCCCACUGACGCCUUACAUCGAGAGCAUGGAAGACAAGAUACCUCGACGCAAAGUCCUUAUCGGCGAGCACGGCUGGCUGGAGCGAACGGGAGUUUCGGCAGACGAUAGCCAGGGCAACGCAGGCGCGGCUCCUCAACCGCAGCCGCAGAAGAAGGGGAUCUUUGAGUCGCUGAAGAAGGUUGCCAAGGAGGUUGUGGAGCUCGCCGACAUGAAGACGUCUGCUCGCGGACCGCAUCGGCCCUCGAACAAGCGACCCCCUAACCGACUCGACAUAUCCCUCAACCCCCGCGAGCAGAGCCUCUUCUACUGCGAGCUCGAGUUCCUCAUGACGACGGCGCUCGACGGGUACCUGACGACCCAGUUCAAAGCCGGACGGGUGCGGGCGGACAAGCUGAGCAAGGUGGCCGAGGCCUGGCGGCAAAAGGGACGACCGGGCGUGGUCGGCUUCCGCUACGACCUUGAGACGCAGCUGGACGUUGUGCUCCUGCACCUGUACGACUUCAAGUUCUACGGCGCCGACUGCACCUCUCCCGCCGUGGUCACGGGCCUGCUGGAGAUGGUCAAGACCGACGCCCGAGCCAUGCGGGUGCGGACCUUUUGCCAGCCGGACCUGGUCAUGGCCAAGCAGCUGCUCGACGCUCAGAAGCUCUUCAACAUCCUCGGCUGUCGCGAGCACUUGCAGCUGCAGCUGCACGAGGCCGUACGCUUCUUUAAACUGGUCGUGAACCCGGUCAAGAGCGCUGCCGCACACCGCGACACGGCUGAUAAAGCCUGUGAUGAUGGCUCGGAAAGCCCGGCCAGGGGCUCGCCAGGUCAUUCGCGCGAGCAGCAGAUGCGUUACAGCGAGCGUCGAUGGCAGAGCCAGAGCCCUACCAGGAAACGAUGA
Messenger RNA from Pyricularia grisea, 2337 nucleotides. RefSeq lists its product as uncharacterized. The record is from RefSeq and is a predicted model, not a curated record. NCBI's taxonomy places the organism in Eukaryota, Fungi, Ascomycota, Sordariomycetes, Magnaporthales, Pyriculariaceae. The transcript is spliced from 3 exons. Bases 1 to 2337 code for a protein of 778 amino acids.